AUGGGGGACGACGAUCAGAACCGCCACGACGCCAACGUUGAUCAUUACUCCCUGGACCAAGUGCUGGCCCCCGGUUCCAAUCCGACGACCCCGCGGCCGCCGCCGAUAUCCGCCCCGCCGUCGCAGUUCCACUCCCCGUCCCUCUCCCGGUCGCCGCUCCUCAUGAUGUCACCCGACCGCGUCGUGACGGCCCCCGUCAGCACGAACCGGACCCCGAUGGGCGGCCGGACGCCGCGUAGCGGCGCCAGGACGCCGGGGAGGUUCCGGACGCCGCGAUUCAUCACGCCGUUGGGUUCCCCGCUGAGGAAGGCCCUCCACAUGACGAAGCUGGACCCACACGACGCGUGGCUCCCCAUCACGGAGUCGAGGAACGGUAACGCCGUCUACGCGGCGUUUCACACGCUCUGCUCCGGCAUCGGGAUUCAGGCCCUCAUCCUCCCCGUCGCCUUCACCGCCCUUGGUUGGGCGUGGGGAGUUAUAUGCUUGACACUAGCAUUCGUAUGGCAGCUCUACACGCUCCACAUCCUCGUCCAGCUCCACGAAUCGGUCGAAACCGGCGUCCGUUACAGUCGGUACCUCCAGCUCGCUAAUGCAGCUUUCGGUGAGAGGGUAUCGAAAUUGUUGGCGAUGUUUCCGAUAAUGUACUUGUCGGGCGGGACGUGCGUGGCGUUGAUCAUCAUCGGCGGUUCCACGUCCAAGCUGUUGUUCCAGACCAUAUGCGGCGGCGCGUGCUCGUCACACGACCCGACAACCGUGGAGUGGUACUUGAUUUUUACAUUCGCGGCGGUGCUUUUGUCGCAGCUCCCCAACCUCAACUCCAUUGCCGGGGUUUCCCUCGUCGGAGCCAUCACGGCGGUCGGGUACUGUACAAUCAUAUGGGCCGUGUCGGUCGCCGAGGGGCGGAUGCCCGGCGUGUCGUACAACCCGGUUCGACCGGGUUCGGAUCUUGAGAAGGUUUUCAGCGUCUUGAACGCGCUUGGGAUCAUCGCGUUUGCUUUCAGGGGACAUAAUCUCGUACUCGAAAUUCAGGUAAAUUAUUAA
Messenger RNA from Linum tenue, 1041 nucleotides. The record is from the annotation of a GenBank genome assembly. NCBI's taxonomy places the organism in Eukaryota, Viridiplantae, Streptophyta, Magnoliopsida, Malpighiales, Linaceae.